Fraxinus pennsylvanica is the source of this 438-nucleotide messenger RNA. The record is from the annotation of a GenBank genome assembly. NCBI's taxonomy places the organism in Eukaryota, Viridiplantae, Streptophyta, Magnoliopsida, Lamiales, Oleaceae.
AUGUCUUUCCAGAAUCCAUCAUCGCCUGAUGAUUUGCCAGACCUCGAUGCUCUUGCUGAUACAGAGCUGGAUGCACAGUUGAAUUCUUUGCGAGACAAGCUUACUUUGGUUGGAAAAGAAUCUACUGAGCUUGGCAAAGAACUGCGUGCAUUGGAAAAACAGUCUUUAUUAAGCAAUCAGUGUGCUGGAUCUGUUGAUGAAGCAUUACAGUUGUAUGAGAAACAAGCUACCACUCAAAUAUUACAAGAGUUGGCUACUACCACUUCUGAAUUUCGUGCUAAAUUGGAGAAGCUGAAUAGGAGAAGUAUGGAGGAACUUCAGAGCAUCAGAUCAAAGAGGUUGCGUGUACCACAGGAGGAUAUGUUUCCAUCGAAUCAUGGCAAAGACCUGUUCAACGGAAAAUUGGAUGAUCUUCAGCAGUUUCUGGAUGAGAUAUAG